UUGAAAAUGUCAAUUUAAAAAUCUGCCGUGAUGAAAAAAAUCUUUUCGGUUUUCGUGUAAUUUUCGAUUCGAUUAAUUUCGAGAGGUUCGUCUAAAUUUGGAAUUUUGUGAUGCGGUGCAACGUCGGUUAUAAAUCCAUCGGUAGUUUGUGUCAAUUCAUAAGCCGUAAUUAUGGAGGAAAAGUCGCUAAAAAAUUGGGGAGUCGUGAUAUUACGGUUACAACCACCGGAAGAGACAGCGAUUGUGGUACAAAAAAUCAAAUUCGAGAUAGAUGUAAAAAACUAAUUCUUUCCACGGAUGAUUGUCGACAAAUAAUGUUAAAAUUCAAUAAUGAUGUUGAAGCUGGAUUAAAAAAGGCCACACACGCUUCUUCGCCGGUUAAAUGUUUUGUUACUUACGUUCAACAUUUACCAACGGGACAAGAAAAAGGAAAGUUCCUUGCUUUGGAUUUGGGAGGAACGAAUUUUCGCGUUUUAUUAAUCGAAUUGAGUGAGAAACAUUUCGAAAUGCGCUCCAAGAUCUUUGCCAUUCCAAAAAAUAUUAUGACCGGUACUGGAACACAACUUUUCGAUCACAUCGCCGAGUGUAUGGCAACGUUUAUGGCGGAAGUUAAAAUCGGCCCAGAACCUUUACCUUUAGGAUUUACAUUUAGUUUUCCAUUACAACAAGUUGGAUUAAGUAAAGGGAUUUUAAGUCGAUGGACGAAAGGGUUUAAAUGCACCGGUGUUGAAGGAAAUGACGUUGUUGAGUUUUUAAAGACAGCCGUUGAUAAACGAGGGUUAAAAAGUCGUAUUAUGGCUAUUUUGAAUGAUUCGACGGGUACUUUGGUUGCUUGCGCGUGGAGAUCGCGAUUUUGUAAAGUUGGAUUAAUUAUUGGAACUGGUACAAAUGCUUGUUAUGUUGAGAAGCAAAAAAAUGCUGAAUUUUUUGACGAACCCAGCACCGGAUCUGAUGAAGUUUUAAUUAACACGGAAUGGGGGGCUUUCGGCGAUGAUGGGGGUCUCGAUUUUAUUUUCACCGAAUUCGACAAAGAAAUUGACCAAAAUUCAAUUAAUCCAGGCAAACAAAAAUUUGAAAAAAUGAUUUCUGGUAUGUAUAUGGGAGAAUUGGUUCGAUUAGUUCUCGUUAAAUUAUCGAAGGAGGGUUUGUUAUUUGGCGGAAAAUCAUCCCCUGAAUUAGAAAAGCGGGAACGAUUCUAUACAAAAUAUGUGUCGGAAAUCGAAAGUGAUCCAACGGGGGUUUUUACAAAGCAAAAACAGAUCAUGUUGGAAAUGGGAUUGGGUCACGCUUCCGAACAAGAUAUGGUGAACGUAAGAUUCGUUUGUGAGGUGGUCUCAAGAAGGGCCGCCUCUUUAGUUUCUGCCACGCUAGCUGCUUUAUUAAAUCGAAUGGGUGAGCAGCAUGUCACAAUUGGGGUCGAUGGAAGUGUUUAUAGGUUUCACCCGCAUUUCCACGGAUUAAUGAUGAAAGGAAUUGGUGAAUUAACUAAUCCCGGAAUUAAGUUUGAUUUGAUGUUGUCUGAAGAUGGAAGUGGAAGAGGAGCAGCUUUAGUGGCAGCUGUAGCGGCUUCAAAAGUGGGUAGAUGAGGAAUGUUGAAUUUUAUUUUAGAUUUUCAUUUGAAAUUGAUCUACUUAGAAGAGUAUCAUUUAUUUUUGGACUUUGUUCCUAAUGUAAAAUCCUUUUUUAGACUUAUUAAAGAGUUUUAUAUUGUUGUAUAUAUGAU
Messenger RNA from Onthophagus taurus, 1723 nucleotides. Its product is annotated as hexokinase type 2-like. NCBI's taxonomy places the organism in Eukaryota, Metazoa, Arthropoda, Insecta, Coleoptera, Scarabaeidae. Gene Ontology annotation, biological process: carbohydrate phosphorylation; glucose metabolic process; glycolytic process. The record is from RefSeq and is a predicted model, not a curated record. Gene Ontology annotation, cellular component: mitochondrion; cytosol. Gene Ontology annotation, molecular function: glucokinase activity; D-glucose binding; fructokinase activity.